This is a messenger RNA of Topomyia yanbarensis, 3303 nucleotides long. RefSeq lists its product as uncharacterized. The transcript is spliced from 2 exons. The record is from RefSeq and is a predicted model, not a curated record. Bases 1 to 3303 code for a protein of 1100 amino acids. Lineage: Eukaryota; Metazoa; Arthropoda; Insecta; Diptera; Culicidae.
AUGAUCACGGAUCUUGAUGUAGCCUCUGAUCGUGCUUCGAUGGGCGAAGGCUCCAAGCAAAUUUACAGUGGGCAUAGUUGCAAAACAUGUACAUUAGCCGAUAGCAGCAGAAUGGUUCAAUACGAUAACUGUGAUGAUUGGCACCAUUUCACGUGUGAAAACAAAAGUAUACAGGAACAAAGCCGAAGCUGGUCAGGAAAAAUAGGAACAAAGAAGCCAGGUAAACCUCGAAAACGCAAAUCGAUCGAAGAGCAAUCGGAUGUGAAAAUCAACGGUAAAAAUACGGAGUACCAGCUUCGCGCGAAAGAACAAGUCGGAAAUCACUCGAAAGCUGGAUCGGUUAAAUCUACUGUUUCCAAUUCAGUUAAAGCGCGGCUGGAACUUAAGCUUCGUAAGCUGGAGGCUGAACAAACUAUACUAGAUGAGAAGAGAAAGCUUCUAGAUGAACAACUGAGCGUUAUGGAGGAACUGGCUGAGCUGCAGAGCGAGCGGGGAAGCAAAAGCGUGCAUGAGGACUGCAAUUCUCGGGUUCACGACUGGCUGAGUAAGGAGUUUUCUGAAAAAAUGAACAUCUCUCAAAAUGAAAGCGAAUCAUCUAAAGCGAAUGAACUCGCCGAAUCAGAAGAAACAAGCUCUUACGAAGAAGAUGAAUCUGGAGACUCGACGGACGAAUCCGACCAGGAUGAAGCGGAUCUAGAACUAGCACGUAGCUUUUGUCCAAAGAAACGGUCCACCCCCAAAGACGAGGGUAACAAGCGAAUGAGCCGAGAGCACAAUUCCGCUACUAAGUGCAAACCAACAUCCUGUAUCUUGACUCGAAAUCAGUUAGCAGCUUGUCAGAUCGUUUCCAAGGAACUUCCUAUCUUUACCGGAAAUCCCGAGGAGUGGCCAAUGUUUCUCUCAACUUAUGAGAACACUACAUCAAUGUGCGGUUUUCGGGACGACGAAUAUAUGAUCCGCCUUCGAAACUGUCUGAAGGGAAAUGCGCUCACAUCGGUUCGAAGUUUUCUUCUUCACCCUUCUACUGUGGACAAAGCGAUGGCAGCUCUUAAAUUGCGGUUUGGUCAACCACACUCAAUCAUCAACGCCUUGAAGGAAAAAAUUCUUUGUAUACCGCCUUUGAAGCCAGAUGCAAUUGACAAACUUAUCGACUUCGCGUUGGCUGUGCAAAAUCUGUAUGCGACCAUCGGUGCAUGUGGGCAUAAAGAAUAUUUGCGGGACGUAUCUUUACUGCAGGAACUUGUAGCCAAACUUCCACCUUCUAUCAGAUUAGACUGGGCCAGGCAGUGUAGAAAUCUUCGAAAGGUGAAUUUAGCCGCUUUCAGUAAAUGGGUUUAUACGCUUGCUGAGGAUGCCUGUCUCGUCGUUGGGAAUACCGACAAGCAGCAGUUUCACGACCAAUAUGGGCCACGCAAAGGAAAAGCCACAUUAAACGUGCACUCUGAAUUGGCGGGAUCCAGCCUACAAUAUGAGAAGUCGCCGAAACAGGAAGCACCAACUGGAGCACUUGAUAAUGAGAACACCGCGAGUUGCGCCAUCUGCCGAGGAGAAUGUCAAUCACUAGAAAGAUGCCAAAAAUUCCAGAAUUUAUCGUACGAUGAAAAAUGGGCUGCUGUACGUGAGUUCAAGGUCUGUCGAAAGUGCCUAAAAAAUCACAAGGGGGGAUGCAAUUAUCAACCAUGUGGUAGGGAUGGAUGUAUAUUUAAACACCAUCCGCUAUUACACAAAGUUCUUAAAGCGGAAUCACCAAUUACAUGUACACCAAACGGAGCCCAAUCAUGUAAUACCCACCGAACCCAACCAAAUUCAAGUCUUUUCCGUUAUGUGCCUGUUGUCCUGCACGGUAAACAAAAGAGCGUUGAAUGUUACGCGUUUCUCGAUGACGGAUCAGAAUUGACACUCAUUGACCAAGAGAUUGCUAAUGAACUAGAGCUCGCAGGUAUUCCACGUCCAUUAUGCCUUAAAUGGACUGGUGGCACUGAGCGAUACGAAGCUGAAUCACAAAGUGUAGACCUGUUCAUCUCCGGACAGAAUGGCAAACGGUAUCUCAUGGACGAUGUGCGCACUGUCCAAGAACUUCAGCUGCCCAGACAAACACUAGACGUUGAACGUCUUCAGAAUUUACAUCCUUAUCUUCGAGGUAUACCCGUGCAAUCUUAUCGUGAUGUCUGCCCACGCAUUCUGAUUGGUGUGAAACAUGCCAGUGUGUCGCUAGUACGUAAAAGCCGCGAGGGGCAACCAUCUCAACCCAUUGCAAUUAAAACCAACGUGGGUUGGAUCGUUUAUGGUGGAUCGUCGACGGAACAAUCGGUUACCAUGACACACUUUACCAAUCACGAAUGCUCAUGCGAUGGCAAUCAUGACGACGCUCUUGUUCGCACAAUGAAGGAAUACUUUAACUUAGACAGCUUAGGUGUCACGAGACCCGUAAAAGAUAUCCGUUCCAGAGAUGAUGAAUACGCCCUAAACCUUUUAAAUGAACUCACGCGUAUCAAUGGGCAACGUUUCGAAACUGGACUACUCUGGCGACAAGGUGCGAUUCGACUGCCAGACAGCAAGUCGAUGGCAUUGCAGCGCUUUAAAAGCUUGGAAAAACGCAUGGAAAGGGAAGAAAUACUAUCCCAUACCUUGAACGAGAAGAUUGCGGAUUAUCGCGCAAAAGGAUAUAUACGCAAAUUGGAAAGUGAAGAAAUCAACCGAGUGCAUGAGCAUGUUUGGUAUUUGCCUGUGUUUCCCGUUACGAAUCCAAACAAACCAGGCAAGGUGAGGAUAGUCUGGGACGCGGCAGCAUGCAGUUAUGGUAUCUCUCUGAAUUCCGCACUGCUCACCGGUCCUGAUCUGCUGGUUUCUUUGAUAUCUGUUCUCUACAAAUUCCGUGAACGUCGAUUUGCCAUAUGUGGCGAUAUUUGUGAAAUGUUUCACCAAAUUCGUAUGCGUCGGGAGGACCAAAACUUUCAACGGUUUCUAUGGCGAGACGACUGUACGCAGAAGGAGCCAAGCGUUUUUGUUAUGCAGGUGAUGACGUUUGGGGCGUGUUGCUCACCCUGUAGCGCACAGUUUGUCAAAAACCACAACGCGGAGCGCUUUGCUAAAGACUAUCCAGAAGCUGUGAAUGCAAUCAUCAAAAGUACAUACGUCGACGACAUGUUAUGCAGCGUUGAUACAGAGGAUGAGGCCGUUCGUCUGGCGCAGGAAGUCUAUUUCGUUCACAAGCAAGGGGGAUUCGAAAUCAGAAAUUGGAUGUCAAAUUCCCCCCGCGUGUUGGCUGCUUUGAACGAAGAUCAGUGGACAGAAAAGAGCUAA